Messenger RNA from Mycena indigotica, 6609 nucleotides. RefSeq lists its product as uncharacterized. The record is from RefSeq and is a predicted model, not a curated record. Bases 1 to 6609 code for a protein of 2202 amino acids. The transcript has 22 exons. NCBI's taxonomy places the organism in Eukaryota, Fungi, Basidiomycota, Agaricomycetes, Agaricales, Mycenaceae.
AUGUCGGUGAGGCCGCCACCGCUCGUAACAUCUGGUGGAAAUAGUUCUAUCCUAUUAUCCGCACCUUCCAGUCCUCUGCUGGACAAUGUACCACCAUCCCCUCUCCACAAACCAGCAUCUGCUCCCCGGCCCGAGGAAUCUCGCACUUUACUUGGUCAUGUCCUUAAUCAACUGACGAACCGACCUCUUCCCCCUUCUGUCUACGACAUUUCCAUGACAAGAGGCGAAUCUUCGAGCAAUAGUCUUGCUGCGAUUGCUCAAACCGUUCGCGGUGCGGUCAAACUACGCCAAGGACGAAUGGAGCAUGAAAUUCUUUCACCUUCCACUUUGGAGGAGGAAGACGAGGAUGAUGACGGCCACGUUUUCAGUCCAGAGCCCACUUUAGGUCUCAUGGUUCAAUUGAGGCACGUUCUACACAUAUUUACUGGUCUUUUCGACGAGAAAGGCGCAGUGCCGAAAACUCGUUCUAUCAGCAAGUCCCCAUUUCGACUAUCUCGUAAUAGAAAUAGUCUUCAGCCAUCAGGAAGGCGUUCCCGUUCACCUUCGCCUGCGAAUCAUCCCAACUCAGCACCCGAUCUACUCUCUCAGUGCAUCUCAGUGCUUUCCUCCGUAAUUCUCGAAGACUGUCGGUUUCAAAUACGGGAUCCAGGUCCACUUCGCCCCCCUAAUGCGCUCCAAGCGGUCGUCCUAGAUGUUGCUUUGUACCUCUUGAGCAUCUAUCGUCAUGAUGCCAAGGUCGUCUCCGAUAUUGGUCUUGCUUUAAUACCGGCAUUUAAUACCUUCCCAAGAAGCAUGCAUGUUCGACUCCUGGCUUUUUUCGAAGACGGCGUCAUCCGCUACAUCCUGGAGGACCUCGCAAGACUACGCGGUCAGAACUCCCCAAAACAGCCUUUCGGAGACGAUGUCGAUGUCGCUCCUGCUGCCAUAUCCAUCACCGUUGAUUCAGCUGCCGACGAAGGAGCUGGGACAAGUGUCACCAAUCCGUAUGGCUGGGUGCCGUGGACCCCCGUGGACAUCGUUAAUUUGCGCUCUGGAACUGCCCCAUUUCAAUCGCAAGCAAUAUAUUCCCUCGCAGCUAUAGUUCCUCCGCUGAUUGCUGCUGUCUUGGAGUCUGUAGCACAAGAAGAAGUGCGCACGGAUGUGAUUCAUCGAUAUAACCGUCUGGUUCAACUUAUCGUUGCCGCCAAACCGGACGCAUAUCUGGACGUCUUAGAGGUUGUUGCAUACCACACUCAUGCACGACGAUCAGCGCUCCGCCUUCUCUCAACGAUAUGGCCUCAAGCAUUCGGUCAUUUCGUUGUCGCCAAAGCGCUUUCAGCGAACCCAUCUUUGGCCAGAGACCAUCCAUAUACUCAUCAAUUCACGCCAUGGCACUUCUAUUCUUCUCAAAACCCCCUCUCCGCUGGGUUAUCUCAGGCAAAAUGUCACUCUUGCUCUUCGUAUAUCGAAGGGUUCGGCCUAGCAUGUACACAUUGCUUCUGCACAGUCCAUUUCGGGUGCUACGAUUACCCAGAAGGCAGCGCGGUUGUGCAGUACUCCACCAAUAAAGAUGUUCAGCGUAUUGCAACAUUCCGAUUCUCCCCGGUACUUUCCAGUCGGAGGGAUGAACAAGUUCAUAUGCAUGGGCAUUCUUUCCAACAAGUCAAUAUCUUCACCCUAUGUCUAUGUUGUCUAUGUCGCAAACCGCUAUGGGGUUGCACAAGACAAGGACUUGCAUGUGUCUCAUGCUCUCAGUUCGCACAUUCCAGCUGUCUCGAGUCUCAACAGCGACCAUCGCGUUGUUACGGUUCUGCCAACGUUGUCGACCCCAAAACGAUGUCAAUACAAUGGUCUGAUCUACGACAGUCCUGUCGCGAACACUACGGCGAUGUUCUUGACCUUAGUGCAGCGCAACUUGCCACACGGUCCUACGAAGAGAUUUCACUGCUCUCUGCCAUGUUGUGGACUCAGUGGGAACUGUUGACGAACGGAGUGUCGAGUGGUUCCAUCGAGGUAUUAGGCAAGGGCCGUAGUGUCACGCCUUUCGAAUUGAACACGGUGUUAUCCGCGUGUAACGACCUUCUGCUUGAGCCCUCAUCCCUUCGCAUUUCUAUGGCGUUUGCCGACUACCUUGAUACAGGAAAACAACAGCCUUCUCCUCACGGACUGGCCUAUACUUGGUCAACUUUAGCAUUCAUUGCCAGUACGAUCAAAGCCCCAUAUCCCCUCCCCGUUGCCCAAGGCAAUUUUUUGAACGUCGCAGACAUCGAGCAAGAUGAUGCUGUGCACGUGCUCCACCCCUUUGAAUUGGUCAACUUGGCACAUCUCCGCAACAUUCUUGGAUAUGAGUUUACCAUUCACUCGGACGCGGCUGCUCAGCUGUUCCUAAAACACAUAUUCCAUCUUGGUUUCUUCGACACUGACGUUAAGUCGUUGAACCAGGAUUCUGUUUGCUCCUUCCCCCUUCCUCUGGGCCUCGACCUUUCUACCAAUGUAGAAACACUAGUAGCUGCUGUGGAAGCUUGUCUGACGGACCUCGAUCUGUCGGUCAAUGAGGCGGGUUUCCUACUUCUCGUUCGAAAGCUAUGGCCAAACGGGAUGUUUACCGAAUAUAUUGUGACACGGUUGACCAGGAUAGUUCUCACUUGGAUUUUCGCAGAAGACGAUUACCUUGGUAUUAUUCUGCGCGACUAUCUAGCCAAGCAACGGCCAUUACCGGGCAUCCGCCCCUCCUCAGAUCCUAGCCCUUGGCCUACAAAUGCAUCGUCUCGAGCCACCGGCGCAAAUGUUGGCAACACUGGUGGAGAUUACGUCACCUCGAGGCGCGCCUUACAAAACCGUUAUGCUGCUAAGUGGCUUUUCGAACUGCAUCUCCAAGAUUCCGCUCUGUACACGACUGUCGUCUACGAAAUUUGCGAGGAGCUUUCCAAGAAAAAUGGAGUACAUCUCGACGUUCCAACUCUUUCAAACGUGACACAGCUGGUGAAGGACGCAGAGGAUGCGGAUAGAUUGUUGCGGGCUAUAAUCCGUGUCGCGCAAUCAACUGGUGCACCACCCGAUGUGUCUGAAUCUUGGCUUCUACGAUGGCUUGAACAUAUUUCACUUGUCGAUGUUGUCCGUGAGAAUAUGACCUCUCUCCAUAGGCUGUUCCCUCGCGAGAACGAUCCCUCUCAACGGUUCAGUAUGGCUAUGGAGCUUGCCGCUGAUGGCCCUACUGAUGCGUCGUCUCAUUUUGAUCCGUGGCGAGUUGUGAUGGACGGGGCAUCAUCCGCUGAUCGGUUCUCGGAAGGCUUAAAACGACUGUUAGUCUUUGCCAAUUCGGGGGUAAACGUUCCUCUAGCAAUCUUCGAGCGCUUUUCAGCUGCAGCUGUUGAAUUCGAUGCGCCGCUGUCAGACGCAAUUCACCUCGUAGACGCUAUCUUAGCAUCGAGCUGGUUGAGGACGACCAAUCGAAACUCACUUCAGACAGCGAUCUCCAGGCUUCACUCUGCACAGAUGAAAAAAAUACUGCAUUGUCUCGCUGCUGAAGCCGAUGUCCCCUCAGUAAUAACAUUCGUUCGAAAAUCCCUGGCUGCAUGCUUGGUUUUGUUCGGUGAUCGAAAGAAUGCUUCUGAUCUAAACCUCCUAUUAGAACCUGAAGUCGCUAAACUUCCCUCGCGUCGCCGAAUCAACGUUCGGACUGGUGUAGUAACAGAUCCGAUUGUCAUUCAUCACGAACUUUUGAGUGCACUAGAAGCCUACAUCACUGCCAACAACGAAGAAGUCAUUUCCAUCGCAGCAAAAUUUCUCAAUGCAUUCCUCAACGACUCUCCUUACCUGGAAUCAUAUGAAGUCGAUAAUUUCAUCCUAAGAAAUGGACGGAUGUUGGCAAAAUGUGCAUGGCAGUUUUAUGGUAUUCAACGGCACGACAUCCAUUCAAUACGGACUUCAUUUCUUCUGCGGGUGGUGCUUGUAGACUCUCAACCAUUUCAAGAGCUACUGCAUGACUCGUUGCUACCCGCCGUCGAAUGGGAAAUGCGCCUUCUAGGCGUUAGUCGUCUCUUCCGCAUUGUCUUGGACGUUACGAGCCCUGCAUUUUAUGUCGAAGGACGUCAAUGGCGCUCCAGCAUCAUCGAAGUCUUUUACCGAUUCUUUUUUGCUCUGUGGACUGACGAGAAAGAAGAAAUCCGUGUCGUCGUUGAUACCUUUGCAUCAGGCCUCCUUCCUGCCCACCUUGAAUCGAUCUCGCAGUGUUGGGUCGAAUCCAUGUCAAUGCCUAUUGCCGAGCGCGUGAAACUGGCGUCUUUCCUGAUCCAGCUCAGGCCUUACUUUCCCCAGUGGCAAGUUCUCUCAUGGGACGUGCUUGUCGAUGCUUUGUCGGAAGAAGAAGAAGAAGCCGACCACACCGCCACAGCUGCGGUAUCAGCCCACCUGUCCCUUUAUGGCCUAGCAUCCUCAAAAGAUGAAGUAGGCGUGCAAUCAACAAAUACAGAUGCAAGCAUGGCCAUUCUUCGAAGUUCCUUACUAUUACUCAGCCUUCAGAUGAUUGCGGAUGGUAUACCUAUUGACUGGUUCACCAUCCAAAAGAUCAAGGCUUCAUUUGUGAAGGCGCUAGGAUUUGCUGAUGUCACGGUGACGCCUUCGUCGACUGCGCGAGGAAUCGAUGUCUUUUUUGGCGAUGCUCAGGCGGUUCCGGACACAAUACUUCCUUGUCUCAACGAGCUUCUGCCUGUGCUAGACUCUGCGCACGUGAUCAAAGAGCAAACAUAUCUCGUGGGAUCCACUCUGGUAGACGUAACAUUCAACCUUUUUUGCACAGGAGAGCUGCAUUUACUGCCUGUAUUGACUUUGAAAAGUCUUGUCGAGUCGCUGGGGGUUAUUAUCUACAAGCACGACUUCGAUCACAGGAGCAUGAAGCACUUACAACCAGUCCUUCGUCGAGCUGUUUUGCGUGCAUUGGACCUGAUGUUAGAAGAUGUGAGCUAUGAGGUUCGACAGCUCGCACUGUCGGCAACUCAGGCGUUCAUUAAACGCUGGCCAGCCUAUAUUGGAACUGUCCUUUAUACCUCAAUCGAGCAAGUUUCUAAACUGGUCAUGCUUCAAAGUCACAACACACAGGAUGCACUCGUGUCCCAAGCUAAAUCCUUCGUGGAAUACAGCAUCACACAAUACGAGCGCACAGGCUUCAUCUCGAGUCUAUUCAAGCGACGAUUGGAUAAAGACGUCUUACUUGUUUUCAAAGAGAUCACUGACGCGAAAGCGCGACUCGCUCCUCAAUCCGAAAGUCUCCGCGAUGUCCUGAUGCGGGGUUUACUGUCUCAGGGUCCCGACAAUGACCAUACCACGAUGCAGAAUUUUCUGAACAAUUUGGAGACAUUUGUCGAGAUUGUGCACCAUCAGGGGUACAGCGCAGACCUUAUGCGGGUCGCUGGUCAACAACUCUUGGCUAUCGCUCGGCGAGUCGCUGAUCUUGCUCAUGAGGGAAGUGUGAUAGAGCCCGCCCCGCUACUUGGCAUUCCAGCUCUUCUGAUACAGCAUAAUAAGCCUAAUAGUCGGGAGCUGCUUAUCUGUGCGGACACCAUACUUCGAAACAUUUUAUUGAGACUGAAUGUCGAGGCGUCUCAUAUCUCUCGACUCCUCCAUGUCACUGCAAGUUUGCAACGCAAGACGCAUCUCAGCGAGACAGCUCCAAUUAUUGCCACGCUAUUCGAGAUUCUGACAGACGCGCUUCGGUUGAAAAAUCGCACACCGUCUGGGACGGUCAGAGCGCUUCUUGAGGUAAUUGGCGAGCCACUCGAUCACAUUGGCUCUACAACGCUGGCUUCUACGCACCCCGCAGAGGUUCAGAAUAUCGUCGAACACGGGCUACACUAUCUACACAACCAUAUCUGGACUGACAUUCGAUCCGAAAACGACUUCACCGCCUCUUUGGCCGUUGGGAAGAUGAUUCUUCAAGCUGCCGCAAUCAAUCGCUCCAUCUUCAGUAAGAUAGCUGACCCUGGUGAUCGAGUCAGUAGAUUAGGAUUGGGGAUGCGUUCGUGGAAUCUGAUGGUUCUCGCCGUCCUGCUCGACAGUUCUGACCAACAUGUCCGACCAAUGUUCGAAAUCUUCGAGCCACUCGCAAGUUUACAUCACAACAUCCUUCGUCCGUAUUCUCAGUCCAGCGCUGGCCUUGAAGCGGCGACAGCAGACAUCAACCAUGCCUACAUCGCAAUCAAACUCUGGUUGCUGUUAGCGCAAAAAAGGGCAACAAGUGACGAAGGGAGCAAUGCGACGUUUUUCAUGGUCUGGAAUGAAUUGUGGCCGCCGUUAGAAGCAAUGAUGACGACGUUAGAAGGGGACCUGCAUCUUGGGCUAUCCAUGACCAUUGCCUCGUUGAUUUGGGGGACGAUUGCUGACUUGUUCUUGUUCUUGCGAGGUUUGCGUAGUCCACUUGCAUUGGAGACACAGUUCCAGAUAGCCGUUUUGAACCGUUUACGUUCCCAUGGUGGCCAAGAUUCGGCAAUGAGCAAGCUCACUCGAACGGCCAAAACUUUAUCGGAGCCUGUUGGAGAUGCCGUGGACUUGGAUAUAUUAGUCCAGCAGGCAGGGAAAGAGCUGGUGGCCACUGAGAAGAUGCGGGUUUUGACGACGAGGGGAACAAGUGGAUGA